AUGUCCAUCUGGAGUCCUUCGGGGGGGGCUCCGCAGAGCGGGAGCACGGAGGCUGCCGCUCGCCCGCAGGUGCGAGUUGUGGGAGCAGAGGAGGGUAUCCGCUACUCCCGAGUUUGGUUAUUACGCCGACUCAGGACUAAGUCGAGCAGCGCGGGUAGCGCCGCUGGGGGGCAACCAGUUUGCCCCGGACGCACGGUCUGGUGCGUCAAAAGCGUUUUGAGAGCCAACGGGUCUACUUCAAUCUGGUUAGUGUGCGUGUGAUGAGUGCCGUGCUUGUAAUCAGAUAGGCUUGAAGUAGUUUGGCUGAUCUCGAAAU
Messenger RNA from Ectocarpus sp. CCAP 1310/34, 316 nucleotides. Lineage: Eukaryota; Phaeophyceae; Ectocarpales; Ectocarpaceae. The record is from the annotation of a GenBank genome assembly.